Abrus precatorius (Indian licorice) is the source of this 1032-nucleotide messenger RNA. RefSeq names its product WAT1-related protein At5g47470-like. Gene Ontology annotation, cellular component: plasma membrane. The transcript has 7 exons. Gene Ontology annotation, molecular function: transmembrane transporter activity. NCBI's taxonomy places the organism in Eukaryota, Viridiplantae, Streptophyta, Magnoliopsida, Fabales, Fabaceae. The record is from RefSeq and is a predicted model, not a curated record. Bases 1 to 1032 code for a protein of 343 amino acids.
AUGAUGGAAGAUGUAGCAAUAAUUGGAGGGUUGAUAGGGGUUCAACUUGUUUUCGCGGGGAAUGCUGUGCUUUUGAGUUAUCUUAUGUCUUUGGGCAUCAAUUAUCUUACCCUUGUCAUUUUUACUUCCUUUGCCACAUUCCUUGUUCUUCUCCCCGUUGCCUUUUAUUAUGAAAGGUGUAAAUGGCCCAAGAAAGUUAGCUUCAAGUUGCUUAUGCAGCUUCUGUUGCUUUCAUUUGGAGGGGUAACAAUGUUCCAGUCUUUAUUCCUUAAAGGAAUCAAUCUAACCUCGCCAGCAAUGGGAACUGCCAUGCCAAACCUUGCCCCAGGUCUUAUAUUCAUCAUCGCAUGGAUUUUUCGGUUGGAAAAAGUGAAGUUAAGGUGUACAUAUAGUAGAGUAAAAAUCAUUGGCACAUUCCUUUGCGUCUUAGGGGCUCUCACAAUGAGCAUAAUGCAAAGCAUUUCUAAACCUACACCUUUGAACGAGGGAACAAUUCAAUUAUCAUCUGCACCGCCAAAUGUAACCUUUGACAGGCAAAAGUUAAUCGGCUGCCUCUAUCUCUUGGUCGCAGUCCUCAUAUUGUCAUGCAACAUUGUCCUACAGGCUUUUACCCUAGGAGAUUUUCCUGCCCCCGUGUCCCUGUGUGCAUUAACUUCGUUUUUUGGGACCUUCAUGACUGCAGCAGUGAAAUUACUUGAAGAUCACGAAUUCAAAACUGGUUGGCCACUUGUGGGUGUUGGAGAUAUGAUUGGCUAUUCUCUUCUGGCAGGUUCAGUGACUGGAAUAUGCUUAAGCUUCAAUGGUUGGGCACUGGAGAAGAGAGGACCAGUGUUGGUCUCCAUGUUCAGCCCCAUAGGCACAGUCUGCUCUGUCUUUUUCUCGGUUGUUACACUAGGAGACACCAUUAAUAUUGGAAGCUCUGCGGGUAUGCUCCUCAUGUUCACUGGGCUCUACUUUGUGCUUUGGGCCAAAGGGAAAGAAGGCUAUGCAAACGGAGGUGACUUAGACGCAGAGAAGCCUCUCUUAAGUUAA